UUUUUUUGGGGGAACAUGGCCCCUCUGUAUGAGGAUCCCAUUCAGGGAGUUCCCUUGAGGAUAAUUGGCGAUGGUAUUGGCACUAAAAUGAUUCCGGACACGUGGAGUCUUUCGGACCCGAUCUUGUUGCGCCACGUCCUGGUGUUGGUAGUUCUGGUCAAUGCGGCAUUUCAUGUGGUCCUCUGCUGUCGACAGUUGAAAAUGUGCAACACUAAAAGGAAGCCACCAUACGAAAUGGGUGGCGUUAUGUCGGCCGAAGCAUUUCAGGAGUCCAAGGACCGAGAAAUGCAUUCAGUUUGGCUUUUAUUGACUGGCUAUGUGUGUGAUGCCUUCUUUAGUAUAAUGGAUCUGUACUUUGGCAUCCUGGCCGGAAUCUGGAAUGUAUGUGUGUCCUGGUAUAGCCACGCCGAUCUGGUCUGGUUGAAUAUGGCCUUCAUGUCGCUAUUUACCAUCUACAUGGUCCUUCGACUGCUGCCCCAGCUCUUCUAUGAAAAGCUAUCAUUGGAUCCCGACUAUAAUGUGGAUCCGGAAAAAACUCCCCCCUUGAUGGGUCUCCUCUGCACUCUGGCCUUUGUGGCGGUUUUCCUUCAGCUGAUCGUAAUACCGGUGACCGUGAUAUUUGUGUACAUUGAACAGAACACCCACUGGCUGUUUUCCGUGGUGGUGUGGGUCUUUCUCCUGUUGGUCACUAUUCUUGUGAUGGCCCUGAUGGGGUUCUUUGGAGUGCCCUGCCUGGGCCGAAGCUACAAGAUGGAGCAAGAGGUCAUGGACGAUGAACUACUGUCUGUUCUGGGACGGUUCAAUUUUCGCUUGGAUCGGAUCCAUUUGGUGCACACCUUCCACGUGGGACGUCCCACGGCCUGGGUCCUGGGCUGCUGCUGCUGCCUUCGACUGGACAUUCACGAUAAUCUCAAGUUCAACCGGGGUCUGGCCGUGGACGACCUGCCAUCCACCCACGUGGGCUCCGGACUGGGGGAGGAGGAGCUGGCGGCCUUUGUGGCCCACCAGCUGGCCCACUGGAAGAUGCGGCAUGUGCCCAAAGCCGUCGUUCUAAUCCACCUGAUCCUCUUAAUUUACCUAAUCAUCUUCUCCUAUGCGAGUACCUUGAACACCCUCUACAAGGCGGCCGACUUUACGGAUUUUUAUCCCCAAAUGAUUGGUUAUUGGCUGGUCUACAAAUACCUCCUCCCGCCCGUACACCUGAUAGCCACCUGGAUAGUUUUAUAUUUCCUCCGGCACUUUGAGUACCAUGCAGAUUCCUAUACCUAUCAUAUGGGUUAUGGGUCUCCUAUGAAGAAGGCUCUUCUGAAGCUCUUUGCCGAUUCAUUCGUCUAUCCCUAUAUAGAUCAUGCCUAUCUCAUGUGGCACCUGACCCAACCAUCAACCAUCCAGCGAAUUUUACAUCUCCAGCAACUGGAAAACAUAAAUUUACGAGUCUCGAUGAUAUCCCUAAUAUGAAUGUCACUAGAAUUUGGAAGCGAUUUGCCUAUUUUCCAUUAUUAAAAUAUACCCAUGCCAGUCAGUUGGUUAUUCAACUAUUUUAAACUGUCACAAUCUUGAAGUUUUGAGCCAAAAAAAAAAUAGAGCUAACCAACUACCACAAAACUGAGAUUUGAACGAGUUGA
Molecule: messenger RNA, 1625 nt
Organism: Drosophila bipectinata
Lineage: Eukaryota; Metazoa; Arthropoda; Insecta; Diptera; Drosophilidae
Product: CAAX prenyl protease 1 homolog
Biological process (GO): CAAX-box protein processing
Cellular component (GO): endoplasmic reticulum membrane
Molecular function (GO): metalloendopeptidase activity
Source: RefSeq, a predicted model, not a curated record